AAACAGUGCGUUACCGUUCAGCAUGCUGUAAUGAAUUUAAUGCAAAUUUGCGUACUUCAUUCACAACAUGCGUGUUUUAGAGUUUUAUUCAGGAAUAGGUGGCAUGCAUCUUGCUUUCCAAAAGUCUACUGUAAAACACGAAGUAGUUGCUGCUGUUGAAAUCAAUGACGUGGCGACUUCAGUAUAUGCGUAUAACUUUCCCAAUACACUAGUAUUGAAUCGAGUUAUUGAGAGCUUUACCGCUGACUUUGUACAUAGCCUAAAUGCAGAUAUAUGGAGUCUUUGUCCACCCUGUCAACCUUUUACAAGGUUAGGGAAACAAAUGUGUGAAGCGGAUAACAGAAGUGCCUCUUUCUUUCAUAUUCUUGAUCUAAUUACUGUUCUAAAGCCGCAAGGAAUCAUACUAGAAAAUGUAAAAGGAUUUGAACAUUCUGAGCCAUGGAGACGACUGAUUGAAGUGUUGAAUACAUCUGGUUAUGAAUAUCGGCAAUUUCUACUUUCUCCUCUGCAAUUUGGCAUACCUAAUUGUCGUCUUCGGUUUUACCUUGUUGCUCGCCUGCAUUCAUCAUCUUGGAAUUCACAACUUAAAAUGGGAAAUUCUGAAUUCAUUGAUUUAAAACCCCCGAUCGAUGCGCCUUGUUUACCAGGCUGCAUGUGUGCACUGUGUUGUGAUCUUGUCAGGCAUAUAGAGCGCACGGAUGAUAAUUUCUCUGAGUAUGUUAAGUUCUGUCGACCAAUCUCAGAGUUUCUAUUAUCACCAACUGAAAGUAUGAGUAAAGAAUUACAUUUUCUAGAUGAAAAGUGCCUUCAACGUUAUUUCCGUAUAUUUGAUAUCGUUAGACCGACUGAUAAAAAAACACGGUGUUUUACAAAAGGUUAUGCAAAACGAAUGGAAGGUACAGGAUCUGUACUACAAACAUCUAUGGAGAAUGAAACAAGUGAGAAAAUAAACACUUUUUAUGAAGCUAACAAAAACAAUGAACAAGCUGUUGUACAGUAUGCUGAACAGUUAAAAUUACGCUUUUUUCAUCAUCGUGAAGUGGCUAACUUUUUGUGCUUUCCCAAAAGUUUUGAUUUCCCAGAAAACAUAACAGAAAAACAACGUCUUCGUUUAUUGGGUAACAGUGUGAAUGUAUUAGUUGUUGGUCAUUUAAUUUAUUGGGCUUUUGGAGCAAAAUGAUAUGUUUCUUUAAAUAUUUUGUACAUGUAUUUUUUUCCUUCUAAAAAAUCGAACAUUGUAAAGUUUAUACACUAUCUAGCAAAGAAUAUAUACAUAUAUAUUUCUAUACAAACUGUGAAAG
Molecule: messenger RNA, 1301 nt
Organism: Trichobilharzia szidati
Lineage: Eukaryota; Metazoa; Platyhelminthes; Trematoda; Strigeidida; Schistosomatidae
Source: the annotation of a GenBank genome assembly